UUGCCAUGGCGACGGAAUGGGCUCAGCGCGUGGCUUGAGACAGCUGCGCCAAUCCAGCGGUGAAGCCGGGGAUGAUGCCGGAGGGAGCCGGCAGGUGAUUGGGCGGUGGCUCAAAUAUGCAAAUAGGGGGGCGUGGCAAAGAGGAGAAAGAGACACAGAGAGAGAAGAAUUGAGCGCAGAAGAGCCUGUCGCGGACUGAUAACGGAUCCUCGUCCGCACUUUGCAGAAAGAUAACAGCGCAGGUUCCAAUGGCAACCCAUAAGGAAACACAAUUUUCGGAAGGAGGAAGAGCUAAAAGUGUCAUGAAUGGAACUGGAAGCUCUCAAGGACAAUGGGGUAGAGCCUGGAAAGUUGACUGGUUUUCCCUAGCGAGUGUCAUUUUCCUACUGCUUUUUGCCCCCUUCAUUGUGUAUUAUUUUAUAAUGGCAUGUGAUCAAUACACUUGUUCUCUGACUCAGCCAGUCAUUGACUUGUUCGUGGGCAAAGCCCAUCUCUUGGAUAUCUGGAAUAAAACACCAGCAUUGACUUGGCAAGCUGCAGCCCUCUAUACUACUUGGGUGAUUUUCCAGGUGGUUUUAUUUAUGCUUCCUGAUUUUUGCCACAAGUUUCUGCCUUUCUAUCGGGGAGGGAGGCAAGAAGGUGCUGUGACGCCAGCUGGCACAGUGCUCAAAUAUGAAAUCAAUGGACUACAAGCCUGGCUUAUCACUCAUACACUAUGGUUUGCAAAUGCCUAUCACUUUCACUGGUUCUCACCCACCAUCAUUUUUGACAACUGGAUUCCACUCUUGUGGUGUGCAAAUAUCCUGGGCUAUGCUGUAUCUACUUUUGUAAUGAUAAAAGCUUACUACUUCCCCUCUAAUUCAAAAGAUUGUAAAUUCACUGGUAACUUCUUCUACGACUUCAUGAUGGGGAUUGAAUUUAAUCCUCGUAUAGGAGAAUGGUUUGAUUUCAAACUGUUUUUCAAUGGUCGCCCAGGCAUUGUAGCAUGGACUCUUAUUAACCUCUCCUAUGCAGCAAAACAGCAGGAACUAUAUGGACAAGUAACUAAUUCUAUGAUACUUGUCAAUGUCCUACAGGCUGUGUAUGUUUUGGACUUCUUCUGGAAUGAAGCCUGGUACUUGAAAACCAUCGACAUCUGCCAUGAUCAUUUUGGAUGGUACCUCGGAUGGGGAGAUUGUGUUUGGCUUCCUUAUCUCUAUACUCUGCAGGGAUUGUACUUGGUGUACCACCCUGUUCAGCUUGCCACAGGCAAUGCAGUUGGCAUUCUGCUUCUGGGUCUGGUGGGCUACUACAUCUUCAGAAUGACAAAUCAUCAGAAAGAUCUCUUUCGUCGCACUGAUGGCAACUGUAAAAUCUGGGGCAAGAAGCCCCAGUACAUUGAGUGUUCCUACAUGUCAGCUGAUGGAAGCAAACACUACAGUAAACUGUUGACUUCAGGAUUCUGGGGGGUGGCCCGCCAUUUUAACUAUACAGGAGACUUAAUGGGCUCCCUCGCAUACUGCCUGUCCUGUGGUCAUGAGCACAUCCUGCCUUAUUUCUACAUCAUUUACAUGACCAUUCUUCUGGUCCAUCGCUGCAUCAGGGAUGAACACCGAUGUUCCAGCAAAUAUGGAAAGGACUGGAAGAGGUAUACUGAUACAGUACCAUACCGGUUGCUUCCAGGAUUAUUUUAAAAAUUUUAAUGUGUGUGCAUAAAGUAUACAUUUAGAGUCCAUAUAUGAAAAAAUUAUUUUCUAUGGACCAGGUUUUCUUAGGGUCUAAAACAGUAGCAUGAACAGUAUUUUUGGAUGUAUCAAAUGGGAUAGGAGCCACGGGUCUGUUAAAACCAUUGUGCCACUAAAAUUUAAAUGUUAUUUCAACGUUUUGGGGGUGAUUUUGUUUUUUAAAAAAAUUCAUUACCAUGAUUUCCCCCCAAUAUCUUUCAAAUUUUUUUAAAAAGGAAAUUUUGAUUAUAAUUAAGUCCAACAUGUUGUUUCACUAUAGCUACAGUCUAUAGGGAAAUGAAAGGGAUCCAGAGAUACUUGUUAAAUCUUCUGUAUCUUUUCUCUUUGAAUCUUUGUACAUAAGUGAUUCCUAGUGGAUUUGUUUCCAAAUUAUGUUGUUCUGAGUGAAUAUGAAUUCUGAACAAUAAACAAAGAGAGUGCACUUAAAUUACCAUGUAAUAAUCUGGCCCUCAGAUAGGUUUACUUUAUCUGGAUUAGAGAAUUUGGAGCUUUCAUUAACCUCUACGUCCAAAUGCAUACUUGAUAAUAUGGGAAUUGUCUUUCAUUCCAUGAUAACUGAGUAGGUAAAUAGUAUGUACCAAUUCCUCUGUUGUUGUUCAUGGUGAAAAUCACUUAUGAACCAAACAGGGUUUAGGAUGACAAAUGAUAAUUUCUUUCUAUUUUCUAGCAGUAUUGAAAUAUUGUCCUUACUAAUUAUUUGAGAUAUUCCCUAAAGUACAUUUGUAUACACACACAUCCACACUCAUAUGCCUUUGUUUUAAGUAAGAAAAACAACUUUUUCACAGUUUCUGUGACUCACAAAAAUGGGUCUUGUGCCUCUACCAUGAUUAGAAGUGAGGAGCUUUCAGCAAAAACCUCAGAUCCUCAUGGGGAUAUGAUGGUUUAACAACUUCUAGUUUGUUUUUUAACAUGUUGAUGUGACCAAACAAUUAUUUUUAAGCGUGCAGUCUCAAUGGAUGAAUCUUCAGCUAUCUACAGAAUUGCGAUGUGGGAGUAAAGGUUUUUGUUUGUUUGUUUGUUUUGUGGAAGAAAACAACAGGAUCUUUACUGCACAGUGAAAAUUGAUGGACAAAAAAAGUUGCAAGUUAUCUUUACAUAGGCAUUGUAAAUACCAAGUACUGUCCAUGCUGACCAAUAAGGUUUUUUUUAUUCUAAAGCUGAGAGAAGUAAUUUCAUACUGAAUACAGCUGUCACUCUGAAAAUAGGUUGCUGACUGAUAAGCAGCUUCCUAGCAUGAAAACUAUGUAUGGUGUUUUUCCUAUGACAUUUUAUGUGGAUGAAGAUGUGGGGCUCACAAUUGUGAGGAGAGAGAUGGGAAGGGACUACUAAGAUUUUGACCAUUCAUACUCUCCUGUUCCUGGAACUGGCUGUCUGCAAAGAUGUAUUAAAGAAGCAUAGAAAUCUACAGAAGAUUGACUAUGCAGCUGUGUGAUCUGGAACAGAACACGUAAUUCAUUUUCUCCUACCAAUAAAUAAAAGUCAAGCUUAUUCAUGUCCUGCCUUUGACACUUUGUAUUCACUUUGAAAGCAGUAGUACUGGAAUUGUUUUUUCACAACACUGAAAUCAAAGAUCAGGGUGUGGGAAGGGUAAAAUACUAGUCAAGGGACUGUCAAUUUGUUAACAUUCCUACAGUGUUAAUUGUAGUGUUGUUUUGUAAAAAAUAAAACUUUUUUUUAAAAAAAUUGAUUUCACCCCAA
Molecule: messenger RNA, 3422 nt
Organism: Sceloporus undulatus (fence lizard)
Lineage: Eukaryota; Metazoa; Chordata; Lepidosauria; Squamata; Phrynosomatidae
Gene: DHCR7
Product: 7-dehydrocholesterol reductase
Exons: 8
Coding region: 249-1673 (474 amino acids)
Biological process (GO): cholesterol biosynthetic process; brassinosteroid biosynthetic process
Cellular component (GO): endoplasmic reticulum membrane
Molecular function (GO): 7-dehydrocholesterol reductase activity
Source: RefSeq, a predicted model, not a curated record